Encephalitozoon intestinalis ATCC 50506 is the source of this 1296-nucleotide messenger RNA. Its product is annotated as cysteine desulfurase. The record is from RefSeq and is a predicted model, not a curated record. Gene Ontology annotation, molecular function: pyridoxal phosphate binding; cysteine desulfurase activity. Gene Ontology annotation, biological process: [2Fe-2S] cluster assembly. Gene Ontology annotation, cellular component: nucleus; cytosol; mitochondrion. Lineage: Eukaryota; Fungi; Microsporidia; Unikaryonidae. Bases 1 to 1296 code for a protein of 431 amino acids. The transcript has a single exon.
AUGGCAGGAAUCUUGAAGAGUCUUGCAGGGCAGUCUCCUUCUCUCAAGCCUGCUCUUCCACCACAAAUCCCUCCCGGCAAUCUGGUUCAGAAGAGAAUAUUUUUUGAUGCCCAAUCGACUACUCCUGUCGAUCCAAGAGUUCUUGAUGCAAUGCUCCCAUUCUACACAACGGUGUUUGGAAAUCCUCAUUCAAGAACACAUCAAUACGGAUGGCAAGCCGAAGCUGCAGUAGAGAAGGCCCGAUCUCAAGUGGCUUCUCUCAUCGGAUGUGAUCCGAAAGAAAUAAUAUUUACCAGUGGAGCAACAGAAAGCAACAACUUGGCGCUUAAGGGUGUUGCUAGCUUUAAGCUCAAGGAAGGAAAACCUGUUCAUAUAAUAACAGUUCAGACCGAACACAAGUGUAUUCUUGAUACAUGCAGGAACCUAGAAGAAGAUGGUGUGGAGGUUACAUAUCUCCCUGUUGGAAAGGAUGGGAUAGUUGAUAUUGAAGACAUUAGAAGGAAUAUAAAAGACAAUACAGUCCUUGUAUCUAUAGGAGCAGUAAACAGCGAAAUAGGAACAAUACAACCUCUCAAGGAAAUAGGAAGGCUGUGCAAGGAAAAAAAGGUCCUUUUCCACACAGAUGCAGCACAGGGGGCUGGAAAGAUUAAAAUCGAUGUUAAUGAAAUGAACAUAGAUCUCCUAAGUAUGUGUGCUCAUAAAAUCUAUGGUCCCAAGGGAAUAGGGGCUUUGUAUGUCAGGCGACGGCCUCGAGUCCGAAUGAUGCCAAUAAUUAACGGAGGAGGGCAAGAAAGAGGACUUCGGAGCGGGACUGUUGCAUCUCCUUUGGUUGUAGGGUUUGGAAAAGCUGCAGAGAUAUGCUCCAAAGAAAUGAAAAGAGAUUUUGAAUACAUUAAGAAGCUUUCAAAUAAGUUAAAAAGCAUGUUUAAGAAGAACAUUGAGGGAGUGAUCAUCAAUGGGUCUUCGGAAGGAAACCCUGGAUGUGUGAAUGUAUCGUUUCCAUUUGUUGAAGGAGAAAGCCUUCUGAUGUAUCUGAAGGACAUUGCACUCAGCAGUGGAAGCGCCUGUACAUCGGCCUCUUUGGAACCAUCUUAUGUACUGAGAGCACUUGGCAGAGAUGAUGAACUUGCACAUUCUUCAAUAAGAUUUGGAAUCGGGAGAUUCACCAUACCCGAGGAGAUCGAUAUAGUAGCAAGCAAGACUGUUGAAGCUGUCAAAAAGUUGAGAGAAAUGUCUCCUCUUUACGAGAUGGUCAAGGAGGGAAUAGAUCUAAGCAAAAUCAAUUGGGCUACAUGA